Wallemia ichthyophaga EXF-994 is the source of this 1158-nucleotide messenger RNA. Its product is annotated as Ubiquitin-conjugating enzyme E2 S. The transcript has 3 exons. The record is from RefSeq and is a predicted model, not a curated record. The coding region runs from base 1 to 1158 and encodes 385 amino acids. Gene Ontology annotation, biological process: 7-methylguanosine RNA capping; 7-methylguanosine cap hypermethylation. Gene Ontology annotation, molecular function: RNA cap trimethylguanosine synthase activity. Gene Ontology annotation, cellular component: nucleus. NCBI's taxonomy places the organism in Eukaryota, Fungi, Basidiomycota, Wallemiomycetes, Wallemiales, Wallemiaceae.
AUGGAAGACAAGUACAAAGAGCUUAUUUACACGGACAAGUCGCAGGUGCCCGAGCAUCUGCUUAAAUAUUAUUACCAAAGGAACAGGCUAUUUAGCCAAUAUGACCAGGGCAUCAUUCUCGAUGAAGAGUCGUGGUACUCGGUCACACCAGAGCUAAUCGCGAUGCAAACGGCUGAACGAUGCCGAUGCGGAACGAUCGUUGACGCUUUCUGCGGAGUUGGCGGUAAUGCCAUCUCCUUUGCCUUCACCUGCGAGCGGGUGAUAGCUAUAGACAUUGAUCCGGUUAAAAUUGAAUUGGCGAGGCAUAACGCGAGAAUCUACGGCGUUGAAGACAGGAUAGAGUUUAUACAGCAAGAUUAUAUUAGUUGGGUUAACGAGUACAAGUUUGAUUACAAUAUUGACGUUAUCUUCUACUCGCCGCCCUGGGGUGGGAUAAACUACAUGGAUACCUUCACGCUGGAUAGCCUAAUGCCUGUGACCGGCGCGGAGCUCGUUCGCAGAGCCAAGGCAAUCACACCGAAUGUCUGUAUGUUUCUGCCGAGAAACACAACGCUACAAGACAUCAGCCAGCUGGACGACGCAGUCGAAGUAGAGGAAAACUGGAUGUCUGACAAUAUCAGGAUAUCCUUCAGCGAUUCGGACGUGUUUGAUGUUGUCGGCUACGUCCAAGGACCGGAAGGCACCCCAUACGAGGACGGCUUCUUCAAAGUCAAGUUCAACUUUGGUGCUGACUUCCCAAACAGUCCACCAAAUUGCAGGAUGCUAACCAAGAUAUUCCACCCAAAUAUCAGCAAGACCGGUGAGAUCUGCGUUUCCACCCUCAAGAAGGACUGGAGACCUGAAUUCGGUAUAGAGCACAUCCUUGUUACAAUCAAGUGUCUCUUGAUCUACCCAGGCCCUGAUUCUGCUCUCGAUGAAGAAGCGGGAAAGUUACUUCAGGAGAGUUAUCAAGACUACUUCAAUCACGCGAAAAUGAUGACUUCUAUUCACGCAAGAAGCCGCCCUAUCGAGUUCGACUCUUCUCCUUCCCAAAUCGAGAAUCAGCCCCUCUCAAAUGCUCCGAUCGAGCCUUCAACCAAACAAGAAAACCAACCUGCAAAGCAACCUUUGAAGUCCAAGGAGGCAAACGCAAAGAAGAAAGGAUUAAAAAGACUCUAA